AUGGCGACAUCAACGACCACCGCAGUUGAGCUCGUUGAGCUUCCUUUACAGACUAAUGCAUCUGGGCAUAACCGGUUUCAUAAUAAUGCAACCAUUGACGAGUCUCAAACUUCGUCAUCUGACGAUGUCUUGGAGGCUUCUCGCCUAGCAGAUUCGGUCGUGCCAGAUGGAGGCUAUGGCUGGGUUGUCGUCGGUGCUUGUGCUGUCAUCUCGUGGUGGUUUGUAGGAAUGGGCUAUAGCUGGGGAGUGAUCCAAGGAGCUCUUGUUGAAAAGGGACUUUCAACUCCCGCAACCCUGUCUUACGUCGGCUCAUUAGCCAUUGCGCUCAUCUCCUGCAUGGCAAUUCUCAAUGCGCGUAUAAUCCGAGCCAUUGGGGCGCAGCGAACAGCCGUGCUAGGCAUCUUUCUCCUCGGAAUGUCUGAGAUAAUAAGCAGCUUCGCAGUCUCCAGCCUUGCAGGAUUGUUCAUCACCUCUGGCGUCACGCUAGGCCUUGGUAUGAGCCUCUGUUUCAUGGCCGUAUCCGCUACUCCGGCGCAAUAUUUCAGCAAGAAGAGAGGGUUAGCAAACGGCAUCGUAUUCGCUGGUGGAGGCUUUGGUGGAGCAACUACGAGCUUUCUCCUAGAUGCAGUAAUUCAGCGGCAUGGAAUUCCAUGGGCGUAUCGAGUUCUUGGAUUGGUGACGCUGGCCACUGGUCUCCCUGCGGCAUGGCUGGUGAAAGAAAGGUCGCCAGUGAAGACUGCAGGUUUCAUCGAAUGGCGCCUUUUCCGUGAUCUUUCCUUUGUAAUCAUAUUCACUGCUGGUGCGAUUGCAACUUUCCCUCUCUUGGUCCCUGCAUUCUUUAUUCCACUUUAUAGCAGAUCAGUCGGUCUGUCUGCAUCUACCGGCGCUGGUCUCUUGGCAGGCUUUAAUCUGUCGUCCGCUGCGGGGAGAAUACUUUGCGGCUUCUUUUGUGACAAAUUUGGGGCGCUCAACGUAUUAUUAUUCUCCUUGUUGAUCAAUGCCGUCACCAUGUUAGCGCUGUGGCCUGCAUCUACUACUCUGGCUCCCUUGAUCGUGUUUGUUGUUAUCAACGGCGCGGCGAACGGAGGCUUCUUUUCCACCAUGCCUACGGUGGUUGGUAAUGUCUUUGGGUCUCAGAGAGUGUCUGUGGCCAUGGCCAUGAUCGUUACAGGCUGGGGCGGUGGAUAUCUCAUGGGUUCUCCAAUUGCUGGAUACCUUCUCGAUGCCUACGGAGGAACGGGAAGCGGAUUCCAGGCGUAUAGACCCGCCAUCACAUACGCAGGAUGCAUGGGACUAGGGGCUACAGCUCUCGUGGCGUUUGCCAGAUUCCGAAAGAAUCGCGCUUUUCUCGCCAAAGUUUAG
Messenger RNA from Trichoderma virens Gv29-8, 1362 nucleotides. RefSeq lists its product as uncharacterized. The coding region runs from base 1 to 1362 and encodes 453 amino acids. Gene Ontology annotation, molecular function: transmembrane transporter activity. Gene Ontology annotation, cellular component: fungal-type vacuole membrane. Gene Ontology annotation, biological process: transmembrane transport. The record is from RefSeq and is a predicted model, not a curated record. The transcript has 4 exons. Lineage: Eukaryota; Fungi; Ascomycota; Sordariomycetes; Hypocreales; Hypocreaceae.